Messenger RNA from Pteronotus mesoamericanus, 1199 nucleotides. RefSeq names its product prostaglandin D2 receptor 2 (gene PTGDR2). Gene Ontology annotation, molecular function: G protein-coupled receptor activity; complement receptor activity. Gene Ontology annotation, cellular component: plasma membrane. The record is from RefSeq and is a predicted model, not a curated record. NCBI's taxonomy places the organism in Eukaryota, Metazoa, Chordata, Mammalia, Chiroptera, Mormoopidae. The coding region runs from base 9 to 1199 and encodes 396 amino acids. The transcript has a single exon. Gene Ontology annotation, biological process: positive regulation of cytosolic calcium ion concentration; complement receptor mediated signaling pathway; inflammatory response.
CACACGCCAUGUGGGCCAACGACACAACAAAGCCCCUGUGCCCCAUCCUGGAGGAGAUGACCCGCCUCCAAAGGCACAGCAACUCCAGCAUCCGCUACAUCGACCACGCCUCGGUGGUGCUGCACGGGCUGGCCUCCGGGCUGGGCCUGAUGGAGAAUGGACUCAUCCUCUUCCUGGUGGGCUGCCGCAUGCGGCAGACGGUGAUCACCACCUGGGUGCUGCACCUGGCGCUGUCCGACCUGCUGGCUACCGCCUCUCUGCCCUUCUUCACCUACUUCCUGGCUGUGGGCCACUCCUGGGAGCUGGGCACCACCUUCUGCAAGCUGCAUUCCUCCAUCUUCUUCCUCAACAUGUUCGCCAGCGGCUUCCUGCUCAGUGCGAUCAGUCUGGACCGCUGCCUGCAGGUGGUGCGGCCAGUGUGGGCGCAGAACCACCGCACGGUGGGAGCGGCCCACAAGGUCUGCCUGGUGCUCUGGGCCCUGGCCGUGCUCAACACCGUGCCCUACUUCGUGUUCCGGGACACCAUUGAGCGGAAGGAUGGGCGCAUCAUGUGCUACUAUAACCUGCUGCUCCUCAACCCCGGGCCCGACCCCAACGCUACGUGCAACUCGCGUGGGUUGGCCCUGGCCGUCAGCAAGUUCUUGCUGGCUUUCUUGGUGCCACUGGUCAUCAUCGCCUGCAGCCACGCAGCCGUGAGUGCCCGGCUGCGCCAACGCGGCCGCCGGAGGUCUGGGCGUUUCGUUCGCCUGGUGACCGCUGUGGUGGCGGCCUUCGCGUUCUGCUGGGGGCCCUACCACGUCUUCAGCCUGCUGGAGGCGCGCGCGCACAACGACAAAGCACUGCGGCCGCUCGUGUGGCGCGGGCUGCCCUUCGUCACCAGCCUGGCCUUCAUCAACAGUGUGAUCAACCCGCUGCUCUACGUGUUCGCCUGCCCUGACAUGCUGAACAAGCUGCGGCGCUCGCUGCGCAGCGUGCUGGAGAGCGUGCUGGUGGACGAGACCGACCUCAACACCGGCAGCAGCCGCCGGCGCCGCGCCUCCUCCACCCCCGCCCCGGUCCCUGCCUCCCGCCUGUCCAGGCCGCAGCGCCUGCUGGAGUGGCUGUGCGGUGGCCUUGCUGAACCAUCGCAGAAGGGCCGGGCCGGAUCCCUGGAGGAGAAGGGCCCCCUGAGGCAGGCGACAGGCACCACAUGUGGUUAG